CGACGGCGGCGGCCAGGAACUAACUACGCAGUUUAUUUUACCAAAAUCAAACUUAUUGACGGCGUGGCUCCAGCGUCCCUUCAUUCCUUCGUCAGUUUUGUUCUUGUGUGGACGUGCGUGUUCCUCUCUCUCCAAUUUUUCCAAAGGAUACUCAGAUUUCUCUCUCUAAACGACCGUUUUACGAAGCAGACAAGUCAUCAAGAUGGACGCAAAAGUUGAGAUGGAUCAAGCCACUGCGGAGAAGAUCGUCGUUCAGGCGGAUGCCGUGAAGCUCGUCGCUCAGGCCGAUGCCGAGAAACUCCUCGCUGAGGUCGAUGGCGCGGAGAUCAUUGCCGAGGUCGAAGCUGCUGAGGCCGAUGCUGCGGUCAAGGCGGCUCUGGAUAACAAGGCAAAUCAAUGUAAUCCAAACCACGGGCCGACGGGCGAAGGCCGUGCCGCCGGGUACGAAGGGAAAGGAGAUCAAGCGGAUCUCGAUAAUCACGCUAAUCAACUCAACCCUAACCAGAAGGAUUGAAUCUGUUUGGACAUGCGUGAGACAAUUCUUACAAUUUAAUUUUUCUAUUCAUCAGAAUCUCACCAUUUUCCAUACAUAUUAUUUCAACAUUCCUUAUUAAAAUUCGUUGACCAACUAUUUAUAGUUGCAGUUCUUUUUGUUAUGUUUUUACUUUUUGCUUUGAAUAAAAGAAUUUUUUUCUUCUAAAAUGAA
Messenger RNA from Folsomia candida, 706 nucleotides. RefSeq lists its product as uncharacterized. The coding region runs from base 203 to 514 and encodes 103 amino acids. NCBI's taxonomy places the organism in Eukaryota, Metazoa, Arthropoda, Collembola, Entomobryomorpha, Isotomidae. The record is from RefSeq and is a predicted model, not a curated record. The transcript has 3 exons.